AUGAAUGAUAAAUUAACAAUUCGUGGUCUAGAGUCAUUUAUGCCUGAAGAACAGUAUCCAUGGAAAAAUUUGAAUUUUGAUCGUAAUGAAUACAUGUAUGAAUUGAUUCAUAUAGUCGACUUCAAUGAAAAUUCAAGUUUGAAUUUGUACACGCUUAAACUAAUUUCGGAUGCAUCUGGUAUGAGUGCGGACGAAGAAGGUGGUGACGCAGUUUAUUCUUAUGAAAAUAAAAAAUCGAUUAAAAAAAUAGUGUCAGAUGCUGAAGCUAUACCGAUAAAACGUGAUACUUCUACUGUUAAUGAUACUGAUCAGAAAAUAAAUUUUCAUUUAAAAUCAGUAUUAGAUACCAAUAAAUUAAUCGCGUAUGUAAAUAGUUACGACAAGGAGAUAUCCGGUUUAAAUAAAGCAAGUAUGUCGGCAUACAUGUGCAAUGAAACGUAUUACAUCACCUACGAUGUUAUUUAUAAAUUUGGUUUUAUUGAUAUCAAAAAAGGAAAUUUAUUGCUAAUGAACGAUCAAGAGAAGGCUGAGGUACAAUGA
Didymodactylos carnosus is the source of this 540-nucleotide messenger RNA. NCBI's taxonomy places the organism in Eukaryota, Metazoa, Rotifera, Eurotatoria, Philodinida, Philodinidae. The record is from the annotation of a GenBank genome assembly.